Messenger RNA from Plasmodium coatneyi, 648 nucleotides. Its product is annotated as KIR protein. The coding region runs from base 1 to 648 and encodes 215 amino acids. The transcript has a single exon. Lineage: Eukaryota; Apicomplexa; Aconoidasida; Haemosporida; Plasmodiidae. The record is from RefSeq and is a predicted model, not a curated record.
AUGGUUAUUAGGGGAAGGGAUUACAAGGAACAAGUAGAAAGUACGUUGGAGAAUGUACUAGGGCUGUACAAUAUUAAUAAGGGGAACUUGACCAAUGAACUUAUAAAGAACUACUGUUACGCAUGUGGAAGAAUGGGGAUUCGGCACCCAGCUAACCGUGAGCGUUGUCAUUUUUUAUACUAUUUGAUAGGUAGUACUGUAGGGGGAAAAUUAAGUGAUAAUCGAUUUUCGAACGUUAUGGGGAAAAUUUAUCAAAUACUGGGAAGAUUCCCUGAACUAUGUGAGUGUACCAAUAUAUAUCCUGAUAUUAGCUGGGAUAUUUUCCAACAGAGAAAAAAAGUAUUCGACUGCUGUUACAACUAUGAUACAAUAAAAAAGCAAUUGGAACUUCCUAGGUCUCAAUGUGAUUCGAAAUAUAACGGCUACCUGCAGAAAGCUCUUUCAGCAUAUGAAGCUAUACGGGACAAUUACUGCGGUGAUAAUAGAUUUAAGAGUAGUUCAUACUGCAUGAAAUUUAGGAACGACUAUGAAAGCAAGAAUCCACAAGUACUUCUAAAUUUAGAGAAAGGUUGCACCCCCACGCCAAAGAAACCUUCUGCUGGGGAUGACUUCGACCUUGGCGACGCCGUCGUUUCUGAAGGUAAGUGA